Messenger RNA from Sus scrofa (pig), 2229 nucleotides. RefSeq names its product zinc finger protein 660 (gene ZNF660). Gene Ontology annotation, biological process: regulation of transcription by RNA polymerase II. Gene Ontology annotation, molecular function: DNA-binding transcription factor activity, RNA polymerase II-specific; RNA polymerase II cis-regulatory region sequence-specific DNA binding. The record is from RefSeq and is a predicted model, not a curated record. NCBI's taxonomy places the organism in Eukaryota, Metazoa, Chordata, Mammalia, Artiodactyla, Suidae.
UAGUUCCUUCUCCGCUUUGUUUCAAGAUGUGGGUCGGGCGCUUUCGGUGAGGGGACCCCACUAGGAACUUCUUUACUAAACCCAAGGAAGAGAUGAGGCAAGAUCUGUGCUGGGCAGAUCCUUUGGAGUGAGGCUGCUGUGCACAGGCAUGAGAGUGAGCCAUUCCCUUCCCUUUGGCAGAUACUGCCUCUUAUUCAUCACUCCACUGCAGCUAAUCAGUAACCAAGGACCAUGUUACCAGUGUUCAGAGGGACCUGAAUAGAUUGGUGAUGCUGGUGAAUUAAGGAAUACAACCUCCAUAGAUCGUGAAGCUGGGACUGAAGAAGUGUUGAUUCCAAAAUUGCAUUCCUGAAAAAUCAGAAUCUCAUACAUUCAAGAGACCUCCACAGAGAUGUUGCCAAGGAAGUCAAAAUUUAGAAAGCACCUCUGAAGGGAAAGAGAAGACUCAAGGGGCUGAGGGAUGCUCCAAGCAAGAGAAAAUGAGGAGAAAGACAAGGAAUUUUAAACCAAAGACAGUAAAAGACAAUAAGACACUCAUAGAAGUGAGUGACCAAGAAUCUGAAAAAGAUGACCCUACAAUAAAUGAGAGAAUUCAGGCUGAAAAGAGACAGUAUGUGUGUACUGAAUGUGGGAAAGCUUUUAGUCAGAGUGCAAACCUCACAGUACAUGAACGAAUCCACACAGGAGAGAAACCCUAUAAGUGUAAAGAAUGUGGAAAGGCCUUCAGUCAUAGCUCUAACCUCGUUGUUCACCGGAGAAUCCACACCGGACUGAAGCCCUACACAUGCAGCGAAUGUGGGAAAUCUUUCAGCGGUAAGUCACACCUCAUUCGGCACCAGGGAAUCCACAGUGGGGAAAAAACUUAUGAAUGUAAGGAGUGUGGGAAAGCCUUUAGUCGAAGUUCUGGUCUUAUUUCCCAUCACAGAGUUCACACUGGCGAGAAGCCCUACACUUGUAUCGAGUGUGGGAAAGCCUUUAGCCGUAGUUCAAACCUUACUCAACAUCAGAGAAUGCACAAAGGAAAAAAAGUUUACAAGUGCAAGGAGUGUGGGAAAACAUGUAUUUCUAAUACAAAGAUUAUGGACCAUCAGAGAAUUCACACUGGGGAGAAGCCUUAUGAAUGUGAUGAGUGUGGGAAAGCUUUCAUCUUAAAGAAGACCCUUAAUGAACAUCAGCGACUUCACCGUAGAGAGAAACCUUACAAAUGUAAAGAGUGUGGGAAAGCAUUCACUUCUAAUCGUAAUCUUAUUGAUCAUCAGAGAGUUCACACUGGAGAGAAACCCUAUAAAUGUAACGAAUGUGGAAAAACCUUCAGGCAGACUUCUCAAGUUAUUCUACAUUUGAGAACCCACACGAAGGAGAAACCCUAUAAGUGUAAUGAGUGUGCAAAAGCUUAUCGUUAUAGCUCACAGCUUAUUCAACACCAGAGAAAACAUAGCGAGGAGAAAGAAACAUCAUAAAUGACAUAUAUUGUUGGAGGUAAUUUUUCAGUAUCAUCAAUGUUAAUUCUCUAGGAAUUCAUAUGGGAAAAGUAAUCAGAAGUAAACAAAGAUUAACAAGCAAUACUUUUGACAGCAUCAACUAUAACUGGAGGAAGAAAACUAAAUUUUCAACAUUACAGAGUUUAAAUGAGUGAUGGUCUACUUAGAUGAUGGUUUUGCACCUGCUGUAAACAUUUUUAUAGACUAUUUAAAAUACAGAGGGAAAUUAUUUGGAUAAAAUGAAAGAUAAAUUUAAAAAAUAGUGGAAGGUGACCCAAAUUUUUAAAAAAAUUUAUGCAAAGGAAAAAAUAGAAAUGAAAAAAUACCAAAUCAAAAUGUUAGCAGUGAUUAUCUCUGGGUGAUCGGAUUAUAGGUAAUUUCUAUUUUCUCCUUUAUACUUUUCUAUGCUUUUUAGAUUUUCUACAAUGAUAUUGUACUACUUUUAUAUUCAGAGAAAAGUGGAGUAUAUUUUAAAUGCAAGGAGUACAUGUUCAUUUUCACUCAGUGUUAUGAAAGGUGCAUAGAACAUAGGCUUUAAAGUCUUGUGAUUGCACCCUAACACUGGCACUUAGUAGCAGUGAGAACAUAAGUAAGUCACUUCUUUUAGAGCCUGUUUCCUGGGUUGCUUAAAAACCAAUUGUUGGGCUUUAGCAGGUUUUUAAAUUAAUUAAUUAAUUAAAUUUUUUAGGGCCACACCCCUGGCAUAUGGAGGUUCCCAGGCUAGGGAUCUAAUCGGACCUACAGCUGC